This is a messenger RNA of Hibiscus syriacus, 1067 nucleotides long. Its product is annotated as plant cysteine oxidase 4-like. Lineage: Eukaryota; Viridiplantae; Streptophyta; Magnoliopsida; Malvales; Malvaceae. Gene Ontology annotation, molecular function: oxidoreductase activity, acting on single donors with incorporation of molecular oxygen, incorporation of two atoms of oxygen. The transcript is spliced from 6 exons. The record is from RefSeq and is a predicted model, not a curated record. The coding region runs from base 348 to 1067 and encodes 239 amino acids.
UUUCUCACUGUUGCGUUUCUCUCAUCAGCGAUCCAUUCCCUUUCCUUACUUUAUUCUCUCCUAUGCUCUUCGUCCUAACUCGCGACGUCCAUUUCUCGCAAAUAUUUAUCAUCACUUUGAUGGAUUUAAAAGUGAUGGGUGGUUGUAAGUGAGAUUAGCGGGAGGGAUAAUGAAUUAAUUUCCAUGCAGAUCUACUACCGUCGGGUUUCUACGCAGAUCCAAUUAUCACCGAAUUGCAUCUUUUAUCGCACUAUCAAUUAGUGUUGUACUUGCAAAAAAGGCGUUAUCAGCUUACUGAUAUAGAGGCUUUUGGUCCUUUCAGUUAAGUUGGUACCGUCUUUACAAAUAUGCCAUAUUAUAUACAGAGGCUUUAUAAUACUUGCAGAGCGGCAUUCUCGCCCAAUGGCCCUGUUUCUGAUGAGACUCUUGAAAAAGUCCGUACUAUGCUAGAGAAAAUGAAGCCUUCUGAUGUAGGUCUGGAACAGGAGGCGCAGGUGGUAUGUAAUUGGUCUGGUCCUGUAAAUGAGCGGAAUGGAACCCAUCAGUCUUCGCCGCCAAUUAAGUAUCUGCACUUGCAUGAGUGUGACAGCUUCUCUAUAGGAAUUUUUUGUAUGCCACCUUCCUCUAUGAUACCUUUGCACAAUCAUCCAGGAAUGACAGUGCUGAGCAGGCUUAUCUAUGGCUCAUUACACGUAAAGUCAUAUGAUUGGCUUGACCCUACAGAACCUGAAGAUCCACUACAAGCAAGAGCUGCAAAGCUUGUCAAGGAUACUGAGAUGACAGCUCCUUGUGCGACAACAGUGCUUUAUCCCACAAGUGGAGGCAACAUUCAUUGUUUCAGGGCACGGACUCCCUGUGCUAUUUUUGAUAUUUUAUCUCCACCUUACUCUUCGGAGCAUGGACGACACUGCACUUACUUCCGGAGGUCCCCAAGAAGGGAUUUACCUGGUGAGAUUGAAAUGAAUGGAGAGACGUUCUCGGAAGUGACUUGGUUGGAAGAGUUUCAGCCCCCUGACAACUUUGUGAUUCGGAGAGGGCUGUACAAGGGUCCUGUUAUUCGAACUUGA